Messenger RNA from Spinacia oleracea (spinach), 3243 nucleotides. RefSeq names its product protein FAR1-RELATED SEQUENCE 5-like. Lineage: Eukaryota; Viridiplantae; Streptophyta; Magnoliopsida; Caryophyllales; Amaranthaceae. Gene Ontology annotation, molecular function: zinc ion binding. The record is from RefSeq and is a predicted model, not a curated record. Bases 1089 to 3080 code for a protein of 663 amino acids. The transcript is spliced from 5 exons.
CGUUCCUUUUUAUUAUAUUUAGCUUUUCAAAUAAACACUGAUUGUUCUUUAUUGAUUGUUCUUUUAACUCUUCAUUGAUUGUUCUUUAAGUCAUAGUGUUCUUUUCGGUCACCUUUUGUGUUCGUUUACUCUAUUUUUAUUGUUCAUUUUAAUAGUUACUGUUCCUUUGAUUCUUUAUUGGUUUUUUUAUUAUAUUUGCACGGAUUUUUCUUUUAUGUUUUUAUGAGUUUACAUUGUUCUUUUGAUUGACAAAAUUGAUUGUUGAUAAUUAUGCCGAUAUUGUUCUUUUAGGUUUUAAUGUGUUCUUUUGAUUGACAAAACUGAUUGUUCUUUUAACUGUUUAUUGAUUGUUCUUUUAAUGCGUAGUGUUCUUUCCAGUCUAGUUGGAGUGUGUAAUUUACUCUUGAUGCAUUGUUCUUUUCUAAUAGGUACUGUUGUUUUUUAUUCUUUAUUGGUUGUUCUUUUAUAUCUGCCCAAAUUGUUCUUUUAAGUUUUAAUGUGUUCUUUUGAUUGACUAAUUGAUUGUUCUUUUAACUCUUCUUUGAUUGUUCUUUUCAUGCCUAGUGUUCUUUUCAGUCUACAUGGAUUGUUCGUUUACUCUGUGCAUUGUUCUUUUUAAUGGCUACUGUUCUUUUAAGUUCUUUUGUUCUUUUUUUUUCUGAUUUUUUUUAUUUUAUAAAUUUCCAGAUAUAUUAAAUAAUUCAGUUAAUAAUUCAGAACAAAAUGAUGCUAAUGAGGAUCCAGAAUCCUAUGUGGUUAUUGGCCAAGAUUUUGAAGAACCAGUUUCAUUAGAGGGAAGUGUAGUUAAGGAUGAUGAUGAGGCGUAUGAGUUAUACAACAGUCAUGCAUUUAGGAAUGGUUUUGGUACUAGGAAGGGUAAAAAGGAGUAUAGAAGUGGUACUAGAAUAGUUCGACAACGGUUUUUUGUUUGUGCAUACGAGGGGUUUAAAAAUCCAGAUGGUGUUGUGCCUAAAUCCUUUAAAAAAAUUGAUAGGAGAACUGGAUGCAAGGCUUCAGUUCAGUUUGAUGUUGAUAAGAAAACUGGAGUGUAUGUUCUUUCUAAACAUUCCCGUCUGCAUAACCAUUCAAUGGUUCCUGCUAAUAAGAGACACCUUAUUAGGUCACAUAGGCACAUUUCAAAAGAACAAUUGGCUUUUCUUACUACUUUUACUUGUAGUGGCACGAAGCUUGCUGAUGUUCUUAGAGCUAUGAGGAAAGAAGUUGGUGGUGAGGCGAAUUUAGGGUUCACUGUUCCUGACGCGUAUGAUGCUGUUUUGGCAGAGAAGAAGAAAAAGUUGGAUGGUUGUGAUUCAAAUCAGUUGAUCAGAUGGUUCGCUAUGAGGCAAGCUAAAGAACAUGAUUUUUAUUAUGAUUUUCAAUUGAAUGAAGAGAAUCAGUUGAUCAAUUUUUUUUGGAGAGAUGGAAGAAUGCGGUCUGAUUAUGAAGCUUUUGGUGAUUUAUUGAUUCAUGAUACAACUUAUCGUACUAAUAAAUACGAUAUGAUUUGUGGGCCUUUUGUUGGAAUGAAUCUUCACACUCAAAAUAUCAUGUUUGGAGUGGGUUUUAUAUUGAAUGAGAAGGCAGGUACUUUUGACUGGCUUUUUAAUUCUUUUUUGACUUCAAUGGGAGGGAAGCAACCUGUGACUAUCAUGACUGAUCAAUCUUCUGCCAUGGACAAGGCUAUAAGGGAAGUGUUUCCAAAAUCGAGGCAUCGUUUGUGUACAUGGCACAUAGGGGAAAAUGCUGUUGUAAACAUCAAAGGUGUUAUGGCCAAAGAAGGUUUCAAACGUCGGUUUGAUUAUGUUUUGAAAUAUACUGACACAGUUGCUGAGUUCGAGCAUUAUUGGAAUAGUCUUAUGACUGAUUACAAUUGCAAGACACACAAAUGGAUAGAGAGGUUAUAUGAUUUGAAAGAGAAAUGGUGUCCUGCAUAUAACAAAGAGUGGUUUUCUGGGGGUAUUUUAUCUUCUCAAAGGAGUGAGACGACAAAUCAUUCUAUUUCUAGGAGGUUGCAUAAAACGAAUGGUUUAUGUGAUUUUUAUAAGUGUUUUUUAGAUGUAAUUGAUGAAUGGAGAAGUAAGGAGAACAAGGGAGAUUAUAAUUCUUCUACUGGAAAUAGAUAUUACGCAUGUGCGGAUAACAUGUUAUGUUUGCAUGCGCGGGAUGUGUAUACCAUUGCAAUAUAUUUGAUAUUUGAGCAACGAUUCAUCAAAGCAAUUGGUUUGAGGUGUCAACGCAUUUCCUAUGAGUUUCCAGUUUCUAAGUACAUUGUUGGGCAUCCUACAAAGGAUUUUAUUAGACAUGUUGUGAUGUUUAAUGAGCAAGAGUUGGUUGUUGAUUGUACUUGCAAGUCAUAUGGAGAGAUAGGAGUUCUUUGUUCUCAUAUUCUUCGAGUUUUCAUUGUCCAUAAUGUUGAAGAGAUUCCCAAACAAUACAUUAUGAAGAGAUGGACCAAAAAGGCUAUGAACAUGAUUGUUGAAGAAGGAGAAGAUAGAGAUAAUGAAGUAAGUGUUGUUUCUGCUUCAGUUUGGAGGAUGCAAAGCAUAAGAAAUUGCAUUAAAGUUAUAAAUGAAGCUCAACAUUGUCCGGCUGCAAGGAAGCUUAUUGAUUUGGGUGUGUUGGAUAUGUCAUGCAAAGUGAAGGAGUAUAUUGGUGGUGUUGAAGGGGAUGGUAAUGUAUCAAACAAGUAUGUGCGAGAAGAAACUCUACUUGAUGGCAUUGAGCCUUCAACAGACACAGUUUUGCCGGAUGUUGUUGAACCGAUUGCUGAAAAAGUCAUUCCAACAAUGAUUCAAAAUCCACCAAAGCGAAAGAGGAAGAUUAAGAACGGGACUGAAAAGGCUAAAGAGAGGAAUGUGAGACCUAAAGGAAUUGUUGAGAAGAAACGCAAUAAACUGAAAGGUUGGAACAAGAGAAGAGAAAGACAUGUUGAUAAUUUGAGGGAGGAAACUCAGUCUACUGAUCAGUGUAUCAUAAAUUUACCUGUUGGUGGGGUUUUGGUUCAUCCAACAUCUUCAAAUUCACAAUUGGAAGCAUAUGUUCCAGAUGAUUAUUUUGGAGUACACAUACAACCUUUGUAGAUUCAUUUACGAUUGGUAAUAUUUUUAUUUUUAGUUUGUUGUGUUUUUAAUCAUUUGUUUUUGUAUUCUCAACAAUGUUCUUUUACUCUUUUGAUGUAUAUUUUUACGGGCUACUGAUGUUUGGCUCAUUCAAUAUUUUGAAAUGAGAAUUUUUAGUUGUAUA